This is a messenger RNA of Astyanax mexicanus (Mexican tetra), 974 nucleotides long. Its product is annotated as claudin-4. The transcript has a single exon. Gene Ontology annotation, biological process: bicellular tight junction assembly; cell adhesion. Bases 25 to 594 code for a protein of 189 amino acids. Gene Ontology annotation, cellular component: plasma membrane; bicellular tight junction. The record is from RefSeq and is a predicted model, not a curated record. Gene Ontology annotation, molecular function: structural molecule activity. NCBI's taxonomy places the organism in Eukaryota, Metazoa, Chordata, Actinopteri, Characiformes, Acestrorhamphidae.
UCCGGGAGCGGGCGAGCAGUGAGCAUGUCGGCGGGGAGGAAGAUGAUGGGCAUCGCUCUGGGUCUCACAGGGUGGAUCUUCGCCAUCGUCACCAGCCUCCUGCCCAUGUGGAAGAUCUCCGACUUCACCGGGGCCAACCUGGUCGAGUCCCUGACCGUCUGGGAGGGGAUCUGGAUGAACUGCGUGGUUCAGAGCUCAGGACAGAAGCACUGCAGGGUUUACGACUCUGUUCUGGCUCUACCUUCAGACCUGCAGGCGGGAAGAACCACCACCCUCCUCUCCAUCCUCACCGCCCUGCUGGCUCUCACCGUCUCCAUCCUCGGAGUGAAGAGCACCAGCUACAUCCAGGACGAGACGACCAAACUGAGAACUGUGUUCAUCUCCGGAGUUCUGCUCGUCAUCGCCGGGUUCCUGAUGCUCAUCCCCGUGUCCUGGACCAGCAGCAGGAUCAUGCAGGGGUUGGAUAAUUACGAGGACCAGAAAUGGAGCACAGAGCUCGGAGCGUCGCUCUACACGGGGUUUAUCUCCAGCGCCAUGCUGAUCACGGGAGGAGGCUUUCUGAGCUGCUCCACCCGUCCAUGGAGGAGAAGAUAGAGAUCUGUGAAACGUGGGGACGGUUGAUCUGCUGUGGGAGCAAGAUUUUCAAGAAUCUGUUUGAAAUGCAGAAGAAUGCGAAAAGAAGAAAAACAUGAUGAUUCAAUAAAGACCUGUAUCUGCAUUGGUCUGUAUUUGUUGUGGAAUUUAAGAGCUGCUCUGGAAGCUGGUUCUCCUGAUCUUUAAAAAAAGAAAAUGUCUGUAUACUUUAAUUUUAAGAUGCUAACAAAGUACUGUAGAAUUACAUGCAUGCAGAAAUUAUAACAAUUUUCUCAAUUUUCUUUUUUUCUCAUUUUUUUUGUGUUGUUUCAAACGUGUGUAAUUGUAAUAACUUUCUGCGAUUAAUAUUUAAUUUUCUGGAAUAAACACUUUCAUCAUGA